Eleginops maclovinus (Patagonian blennie) is the source of this 3284-nucleotide messenger RNA. It is a transcript of the gene bmper, whose product is annotated as BMP binding endothelial regulator. Gene Ontology annotation, molecular function: protein binding. The record is from RefSeq and is a predicted model, not a curated record. Lineage: Eukaryota; Metazoa; Chordata; Actinopteri; Perciformes; Eleginopidae. Gene Ontology annotation, cellular component: extracellular region.
UCCUGGAAAUCGUCUCUCCGGUCCGGACUCAGUCGCGUUGAAACUCAGCUGCGGAUCAGCUGUGUGUGUGAGUCCCUCCGGACACUUUGCUCUGGACUCCUCUGGCUGCCGGAGAGGAGCGAAGUCCACCUCCAAGCCCCCAGACCUCCUCUGAGGACCCGCUGCAGGAUUUGGGAUUCUUUCUUUUUCUUUCAAUGUUUUCAUCCACGGACUCCUCGCGCAGCCCCGGUGUCUCCUGCGUGUCCGCGCGCCUUUGUCAUUGUAAUGUCGGUGUGAUCUGUGCGCGUCUAGCUGAUUGUCGCUUUGCAUUUCAGCGCAAACACACACAGUGAGGAGCUGGAAUAAAGACGAGGCGCCUGCAGCAGGAAACGUGGAUCCCUUUUCCUCUUCUUGUUUCCCCUCUGGAUUGAUUUUAUCCCUCCGUUUUCACUCUGAUUUUUCCUGGAGAAAGCUGGAGGAUGUUGCUCCGCUGCUGGAUCCCUCCCUCCUGGUCCACCUGUAGGUUUUUCUUCUGCUUUUUGUUGCUGCUCCAAACGCCCCGGUCCUCCUCUCCGCUAAUUACAGGUACCGAGGCCAGCUGUGAGAACGAGGGAGAAGUCCUCCACAUCCCCAACAUCACCGACAACCCCUGCAUCACCUGCGUCUGUCUGGAGGGUAAGGCGGACUGUAAGCAGGAAAAGUGUCCUCUGGUUUCGGAGGAUUGUGCUCUGGUGGUGAAACAGACCGGCGCCUGCUGUGAGAGAUGUAAAGGUUGUAUGUUGGACGGGCGAUCCUACAACAGCUCUGUGUCCUGGACCACCUCCACCAAACCCUGCAUCACCAGACGCUGCCAGGAAGGUGUGAUCACUGAGGCGGACUUUCAGUGUGUCGUUCACUGCAGGAACCCAAAAAUCCACCCCAAGAAGUGUUGCCCCACCUGCCCCAGUUGCAUCUUUGAGGGUCGCCUGUACAAAGAGAAGGAGGAGUUCAGUCCUGAGGGCAAACCCUGCAUCAAAUGCACCUGCACUGGAGGGCGGACUCUCUGCAUGAGGGAGGUGUGUCCUGUCCUCUCAUGCCCCGCCCACCUCAGCCACACCCUCCCCGGACAGUGCUGCCCCAGAUGUCUCGGUCAGAGGAAGGUGUUCGAUCUGUACUCGGGAAGCUGCCUGUUCCACAGUGAAGUCUUUGAGAACGGCACGUCCUUCUCACACGACAACUGCACCACCUGCACCUGCAAGGACUCAACGGUGGUGUGCAACAAGCGGUGCUCUCGGCCCGGGAGCUGCCAGGGCGAGCACUGCUGUGACGGGUGCUUGUGCUAUGUGAAGGUGGAGGAGGUGAAGUACUGCAGGGUCCGCAACAAGAUCUACAGGGAAGGAGACAUGUGGUCCUCCGUCAACUGCACUCUGUGUGCCUGCGUCAAAGGAAGCAUCGAGUGUCGGCCCAAACAGUGUGUACCAAUAACCAGCUGCCCCUCGAAUAAGAUCCUGAACCGGACCGGCUGCUGUCCCGUCUGCACUGAAAAGCCGGGUGUGUGCACGGUGUUUGGAGACCCUCACUACAACACCUUCGACGGCAGGACCUUUAACUUUCAGGGCACCUGUCAGUACGUGCUGACUCGGGACUGUGGCAGCGCCCCCUCUGGAGCAGUGGGGAACACCAUCAGCAGCUCGGACUCCAGCUUCAUGGUGUUGGUGAAGAACGACGCCCGGCGGACACGCUCCUUCUCCUGGACUCAGUCAGUGGAGAUCCGGCUGGGCGGGCUGGUGCUCGGCCUCCACCAGCACCUGACGGUCCGGAGGAACGGGACCCGCAUCGCGCUGCCCUACCACGGCCCCGGGGUCCACAUCGACCUUGACGGAUACCUGCUCAAACUCACCACCAUCGCAGGUCUGGAGAUCACGUGGGACGGUGACAGUUUCGUAGAGGUGGUCGCGGCCCCCCACCUGCGCGGACGCCUCUGUGGCCUCUGCGGAAACUACAACGGCCACAAGCGCGAUGACACCAUGGGGGGCGACGGACAGUUCAAGUUCGACGUGGACGAGUUUGCCGAGUCAUGGCGGGUGGAGGGAAAUGAGGUUUGCUCCCAGCAGCCCCCUGCUCGCCGGCCCACCUCAUUCCUGUGUCCCGGCAGCGUCAAGGUCAAGUUCCGCGCUCAUCGGGAGUGCCAGAAGAUAAAGCUGUGGGAGUUCCAGAAGUGCCACCGUGUGGUCGACUUCGCCCCAUUCUACAGGUCGUGUGUGACGGACAUGUGUGAGUGUCCGGUGCAUAAAAACUGUUACUGUGAGUCCUUCAUCGCCUACAGCCGGGCCUGCGAGAGGGAGGGGGCGCCCGUCGUCUGGAAGGCCGACACCGCCUGCAUGGCAACGCAGUGUAAGCACGGCGCCGUGUACGACACCUGCGGCCCCGGCUGCACCAAAACCUGCGACAACUGGAACGAGAUCGGCCCGUGCCACAAGCCCUGCGUGGCCGGCUGCCACUGCCCCGCCAACCUGGUGCUGUUCCAGGGACGCUGCAUCAAACCCACGUCCUGCCCCGGCCGGUGACCCCUGUGACCCCGGAGAGACGGUGGCCGAGGGGGGGAAGGUCAGUUUAUAGAGACAGGGGCCGAAGAAGCAGAGAAAGGUACUCAGGGUCCAGAUGUGUCUGAUGAGACGUUAGAGGGACACCAUUUGGUGAAGAACUCGUACUGUCUUGAUGCCAGUUCUCUCCCCCGAAGAACUGAGACCCUCCCACAUUUCUGGAGGUUUUACGUCCUCCAGCUUCGGAGGGACGUUUGUCCACGCCGCCACGAACCCUCAGGAAACCAUGUGGGCCACUGGACUCGUGCUCGAGCCAACAUGGCGCCCACGUUUUCCCUCACAAACUCUCCAGAGGUGAGGAACCUGCGGUGGGAAUAAGGAGGUGCAUCGCCGCUCCAUCAUUUCAUCCUGCAAGCUAACCAGAUGUAUAUGAAAGACACAGCUUUUAUAUUAUUAUUAUUGUUCUAAUUAUUAUUAAUAUUAUUAUUUUUUGUUGUUGAUGUUAAUUUAUAUAUCGGUUAAGAUGACAUGUCGUAGCAAGAGCCAGAAUCACGAGUAUAAUAAUGAUUUUUAAAGGGAAACAAAAGCUAUUUAUGUAUUUGUUUGUGUUACUGUUUGAAAUGUGACUCGUUGCACCAUCGCAGGGAAAAAGUACUGUAUUAAUAAUAAGCCACGUGUACAGGUCGUUGUGGCUCGUACCAAACUGAAGGUGUUUAGCAGAGCAUAUGUUUCACUUGAUGAUGAUUAUUUAAGACCAGCAAUAUAAUCUUUUACCGAAGUUCA